AUGGCAAUGCGGCGUCUACAGUGGUUGGGCUGGUGGCUGCAAAAGGAUGAUGAAAUGAAGGCUCAGUAUUACGCGUUCAUGGAAGAAUAUAUCAGUCUCGGCCAUAUUGGUCUCGCUCCCCAUGACGAUAAUAAUGGAUCAACCAAUUGCUACCUUCCGCACCAUCCCGUGGUGAAACAAUCGAGCACGACGACCAAGGUUCAAGUUGUGUUCGAUGGCUCAGCGAAAACUAGCACCGGACAUUCUCUCAACGAUGCGUUGCUAGUUGGGCCAGUUGUUCAGGACGACAUUCUGGACAUUCAUCUUCGUUUUCGGAUGGUCAAGAACGCAAUAGUGGCGGAUGCGGAGAAGAUGUUGAUGCACCGUACAGAUCGGCCAUUGCAGAAGAUUCUGUGGCCACCCAGUAGCAGCGGAACCGUUCAAGCUUAUGAGCUGUGCACCGUUACGUAUGGACUCGCGCCGUCUUCGAUUCUAGCCACGAGAACCCUGUUGCAGUUAGCUGAAGAUCAUCGAAGUGAAUAUCCGAAAGCAAGUAAGGCACUGAGGAAGAAUGUGUACGUGGACGACUUCAUUACCGGUGACAACACAAUCGAUGGCGCAAUCCAGUUGCGCACGGAGUUGAUGCAGCUUCUGCAGAAGGGUGGUUUUCUUUUGCGGAAGUGGUGCUCGAAUUCGCUGCAGGUCUUGGAUGGUCUUCCUCCAGAGCUUCUCGGCACUCAAUCUUCCAUCAAGUUCGGCCCCGAAGAGACCAUCAAAACCCUCGGCAUCAGUUGGGAACCUGAGGCAGACGUUUUCAAGUUCGAUACGUCAAUCAUCGUCAACAACCAAACGCCUACGAAGCGCAACUCUUCGACCCUCUCGGAAUCAUUUCUCCCGUCGUUGUUCAAGCGAAAAUCCUCAUGCAGCAUCUGUGGCUGCUGGCACUGGAGUGGGAUGCCGAAGUUCCUCCAGAAAUCCGUCAGCAGUGGGUUCGAUUCGCCGAGCAGCUACCUCAGCCAAGUCCAAGGUCGCACCACUGAAACCGCUUAG
This is a messenger RNA of Ochlerotatus camptorhynchus, 1029 nucleotides long. RefSeq lists its product as uncharacterized. Bases 1 to 1029 code for a protein of 342 amino acids. The record is from RefSeq and is a predicted model, not a curated record. NCBI's taxonomy places the organism in Eukaryota, Metazoa, Arthropoda, Insecta, Diptera, Culicidae. The transcript has a single exon.